Mangifera indica (mango) is the source of this 1020-nucleotide messenger RNA. RefSeq names its product ethylene-responsive transcription factor WIN1-like. The transcript has 2 exons. Gene Ontology annotation, biological process: regulation of DNA-templated transcription. The record is from RefSeq and is a predicted model, not a curated record. NCBI's taxonomy places the organism in Eukaryota, Viridiplantae, Streptophyta, Magnoliopsida, Sapindales, Anacardiaceae. Gene Ontology annotation, molecular function: DNA-binding transcription factor activity; DNA binding. Bases 98 to 733 code for a protein of 211 amino acids.
UGUCACACAAAGCUUCCACAUUUGAACCACAAUUCCCUCUUCUGUUUCUUUCCAUUCAUUUCUCUCUCAUGUAAAUCAGACAUUCUUGACAAAAAUUAUGGUACAGUCAAAGAAGUUCAGAGGUGUCAGGCAGCGCCAUUGGGGCUCUUGGGUCUCUGAGAUUCGCCAUCCUUUACUCAAAAGAAGGGUGUGGCUAGGAACAUUUGACACGGCCGAAGAGGCAGCGAGAGCCUACGAUGAAGCAGCCAUUCUGAUGAGUGGACGUAGCGCCAAAACAAACUUUCCGGUCGCCACUGACCAAGCUAGCAAUGAGAAAUCGACGUUGUUGUCAUCAUCGUCGUCGGCAUCGUCAAUAUCAUUAUCAUCUUCUACGCUGCUUUCCUCUAAACUUAGUGCGAAACUCCGCAAAAGCUGCAAAUCUCCAUCUCCAUCUCUCACUUGUCUUCGCCUUGACACUGAGAAUUCCCACAUUGGAAUUUGGCAGAAGCGAGCCGGGCCUCGUUCCGACUCGAACUGGGUUAUGACAGUUGAGCUCGGGAUCAAGAACAACAACAAUGGUGAAGAAAAUCAAUCUUUAUCGGAGCCAAAACAGGCUGAUGAUCACCAGCCUAAUGUUGAUCAAAAUCAUCAUCCGGCACAAGAAAUAAAAGGGCAGGAAGUGGGUGGCGGCGGACUCGAUGAAGAAGAGAGACUUGCAUUGCAGAUGAUAGAGGAAUUCUUAAACGGAAAUUGAUUAAUCAACUUCAACCAUAAAGGAACUUUCACGUGGAGUUCCAGGAAUUGGGUUUGUGUCUGUUUGCUCAAUAUGCAGGAGUUUGUUGCUAUAUCCAUUAAUUUGUUAAUAAGGAGUGAUAUGGAUGUGUACAUGUUACCCGUUUAAUUAUGAUUAAGAUCUCCAUUAUCAAGUUUCUCUGUAAAAUCUAUAAACAAUUACCAAGAUCAGUGUACUCCAAGUCAAUCUACAAUUCAAUACCUCUUGGUCUUGGAGAAGAAAUUAAAUAUAUUAUAUAUUUUUACAAA